AGCAAAGCACACACACAUGUCCACCAACAACUUGUAUUUGUCAGUUCCGAUGCUUAAUUUGGGACAGCGGAGAAGCAGUGAAGGCUAUCUGAACGCAAACGACUUAUUGUCCCAAGGAGGAGGUGAAUCUCUGCUGGAUUCCGCCGGACUUGGAACCUCUCAACCAAACCUUACUUCUCAGCGACGAGGCACAAAUCCAUCGAUUUUCGACGGAAAUUUUAUGGAUGCACUGCGAAAAAAUUAUGAGAUUGCGUCCGUGGUAGCUGACCUCCAAGACACCUCAAGAUCCGCACACUUUAAGAAAUCGAGUCCAUCAAUGGUCCGCGGAGGUCCGCAACUUCGUAAUUCAAGUCCCCGCCCAUUGAUACUUCAGCAGCACGCAAAGUGGAGAAAUGAAGAGAGCUCAUCAAUUUCGUCGACCGAUUCUGAAGACAUUUCCCUACUGCCCAACGAGAAUCAAAAAUGGGAAUGGUUGAGGCGGGAGGCGAAAAGUUUUGUGGAUGACGUCAUCAAUGCGUUUGAGACUGGAACACCUGGAGAGCAAAAUUCGCAAAAUGAGACGGAAAAGCUGUCGGCUGUGCAGUUGAGGAAGGAUAUUAAGAGAUUUUAUUCCGCAGUCCAUCCUUACCUGGAGGUUCUAUCCGCCCUCUACGACAUCAUAAUGUGGAAGAAUCCCUUAUCAACACUUCUUCUGAUCCUUGUCAUAAUCUACUCUCUGUAUCGUGGUUGGCUUGCGACGUUGCUCCUUGGAUUAUUGAUUUUUCAACUCUCAAUCAAUUACCUAAAAUCUGUAAAACACAUCGACCUUGGCUGGAUGUUCCUGCCCCGGAAACAGGUUAUUAUGCCAAAAUUUGACAUCAGUGGUGCCCAACUGAUAUUUGAUAUCGCGAAAUUCGCUCAGAAGCUGCUCAGAUUCGGGACCAAUAUUUUGGAGAAGUUGGAGAGCCUUUUUCUGUGGAAAAAUGUGAAAAUCACUCGAGUUUUCUACUUUUUAACGGUCUACUGGACUUGUUGGACCCUACUUUUCGCAUUUGGAACCUGUAUUGGAUGGACUUUCCUGGCUAUUGGAAUCCGCUUAUUCUUCACGACAUAUCUGUUCGAAAAAUUUCCAAAGUUGAGAUUCCGGUUCGAUACCUAUGGAUAUUUCUACCGUAACCUGCCGUUGAGGUCCGAUGUGGUCCCAGUACUAACCCCAAGAAGCCAACCACAAACUACACGUUCCCAUAACACCCAUAUGGAUUUGGAUGAGAGAUGUCACACACCAAGCUCAAAAAGCCUGAGCGCUUAUUGCGGAGAAAAAUUCGAGUCUCGCCUAGGAAGCAACUUCAAUUUGGACCAAUCCGCCGCCGUGAACCUGCUCCUCGGCUCCCGGCACUCGAGAACUCCAACGCCGAGCCAAUACGACUCGAACUCCCAUCUGGAUGCUCAUUCCGAGUCGGCAAUUCAUCUGGACUCCCCGGAUUCUCCCUCUGAGCUCUCCGCUAGUGUAUCCCUACCCCUGCAAAAUGAGCACAUGUUUGGAGCAACUGGCUCGGUGGAGGAUCCUGACGAACUUGAGCACACUUGUAUGGAUGAUGGCGCGGAUCCCAUAAUUGAUAAUGUUAUUGCAUUCCGCAGUUGUGUGAUGAACGAGAAGGAGCGCGUUUUCCCGAUGGGAAUCACUCCCGGCAUACUGUACCUGACAGAUGCUGCUCUGGUGUUUCGACCUCGAAAUCAUACAGACGACAAAGAGCAGCUUAUGAUGCUUUUUCACGAUCUCAAGUUGGUUAAGAAGACCCAAUCGCUCCGUUCAAUGUCACUGAUCACGGGAACACGAAAAAGCCUUGAAAUUCACGUGGAAGGCCGUCGCAAGCCGGUCCAAUUCAUAGGACUCGCCAAACGCGACGAUUUCGUCACUCGGAUACAGCUCAUGUGCAGAAAUGCGUCGGCUGCUGUGGAAUUUGCUGAAUAACCUUAUUUUUAUUUUGUUGUACAUGUGAUUCUAGUCCUCCAACGUCGUCCAUAACUUGUAAACUGCGCUCCGAUGUUCCAAAUGAUUGUGAAAAUGCUUAUUUUGAUUAUGUACGGGUUUGAAAAUGAAGAAUUUCU
Caenorhabditis elegans is the source of this 2088-nucleotide messenger RNA. RefSeq names its product GRAM domain-containing protein (gene Y77E11A.12). NCBI's taxonomy places the organism in Eukaryota, Metazoa, Nematoda, Chromadorea, Rhabditida, Rhabditidae. Gene Ontology annotation, biological process: apoptotic process. The transcript has 9 exons. The record is from RefSeq and is marked reviewed. Bases 17 to 1951 code for a protein of 644 amino acids.